Zasmidium cellare ATCC 36951 is the source of this 1458-nucleotide messenger RNA. RefSeq lists its product as uncharacterized. The record is from RefSeq and is a predicted model, not a curated record. Gene Ontology annotation, biological process: transmembrane transport. Lineage: Eukaryota; Fungi; Ascomycota; Dothideomycetes; Mycosphaerellales; Mycosphaerellaceae. Gene Ontology annotation, molecular function: transmembrane transporter activity. The transcript has 9 exons. Bases 1 to 1458 code for a protein of 485 amino acids. Gene Ontology annotation, cellular component: membrane.
AUGAACGACAUGGACGAGAAGCGUAGUGACAGCUCGAUCGCACCGGACAUCCAAUGGAACGAGAGACGACCUAGCGAGAAGCUCCCAGCCGUCGAGAGCGCCGACAUCGAUCCAUCCACGCACCGCCUCAUUAAUCGCAAGUUCGACACUCGCAUCCUUCCCUGGCUCUUUGGCAUGUGGUUGCUCUCAUUCAUUGACAGGCAAGAUCUCAACCUUCAAGGCCAAAAGUUCAACAUUGCGCUCGCCAUCUUCUACGUCCCAUACAUCUGCGUCGACGUCCCGAGUAAUCUCGUACUCAAGUAUUGCAAGGCGGGAUACUAUUUGCCGGCCCUGUUGACAUGCUGGGGAUUGGUGGGGACGUUCAUGGGGUUCGUGAAGAGCUAUGGAGGGCUGUUGGCGGCUCGCUUCUUCCUUGGAUUAUGCGAGGGCGGCCUGCUGGGAGGGAUGAUCCUCUACUUGUCCAUGUUCUACCAGCGACAUGCCAUGCUGUGGAGAGUGGGACUCUUCUACUGUGCGGCGCCAUUGUCGGGAGCUUUCGGUGGCCUGUUGGCGACGGGGUUGGCUCAGAUCAAGACUCCAGGAUACAACGGGUGGCCGUUCAUCUUCUUCGUCGAGGGUGCCAUCACCACAGUCUUCGGCAUCGUCGCCUUUUUCUUCCUCCCAAACACCCCUUCCGACGCCAAGUUCCUGACUCCAGAGCAACGAGAUGCGGCAGUCAAAAGGAUGGCAGAUGACAGCCAGAGCGCAUCGACACGCGAUGUUGAUUCCGAGAAGUUCGACUGGCACUGGGUCAAAGUCGCCCUGCUGGAUGUCAACGUGCAGCUGCUGUCUCUCAUCUUCUUUCUCAUCAUCACUCCCAUUUACAGCUUCAGCCUCUUCUUGCCUACCAUCAUCAAGAGCCUGGGCUACAGCAGGGUGGUGUCGCAACUCUUUACUGUCCCGCCAAAUAUCUGCGGCUUCUUCACAGUUCUCUUCGCGUGCUGGAUAUCCGAUCGCACCAAACAGCGUGGCGUAUACAUGAUCGUCGGGUGUGUGGUGACGAUCGUGGGAUAUAUCAUGCUUAUCUCGACCGACCGCAAGUUGAUCCAAUAUGGCGGAACGUUCCUGGUCGCCGCUGGGAUCUUCCCUUGCAGUCCUCUCGUCAUGGCCUGGCUAUCGAACAAUCUUGCACCACACUUCGUCAGGGCCACUGGAACCGGCUACCAAAUCAUGAUUGCCAAUUUCGCAGCCUUCAUAGCCACCUUCACAUAUAUCGACAAAGACGCCCCGAGAUACAUCACUGGCCAUGCGAUCAAUAUCGGAACAGUCGGCGCGGCCAUUGUCUGCAUUGUCGUAUUGCUGUUCUACAACCGAGUUGAAAACCGGAAGAGGGCCAGCGGGAAGAGAGACAACAGGCUGCAAGAGGAGAGCGAAGAUCGGUUGGGAUCGAGACAUCCAAAUUUCCGGCUUACUUUGUAA